AUGACUGCCUUUCAGACAAUCCUGAUUGUUGGAGCCACUUCAGGAAUUGGUGAGGAACUUGCACGCCAAUACCACGCACGAGGCAAGAAUGUAAUCGUCUCGGGCCGCCGAACGGCGAGACUAGAUACUUUAGCAGCUCAGCUACCCGGAGUGGGCAUUAUCCAGAUGGAUAUACAAGACCUGGGCGCUUUACCCAGGCAGAUCGAUGAAGCAUUCAUCACAUUUCCCGCAAUUGAUGCUGUCAUUGUCAAUGCCGGUAUCCAGAUACUACUAGAUUACACCGCCGACAACGCCUCCACCAUCGGAUACCCGACCACGGCGGAUAUCACCAAAGAGAUCACGACCAACCUCACCGGUCCGACGGUCCUCGCACGCUGUGUCAUCGAACACUUCCGUGUUUCGCGACCAAGCCAGGCCAGCCUUCUAGCCUUUGUCACGUCAGGCCUAGGCCUGGUCCCGGUCACUAUGUUACCGAUUUACUGCGCUACGAAAUCGGCGCUGCAUUAUUUCACUGUUAUCUUGCGAAAUCAACUCAAGAAUACUGCCAUCAGCGUUGUGGAAAUUCUCCCGCCGUACGUGAAGACCGAAUUGGAUGUGGCGCACGCUGAUGAGAUGGCGAAACGUCUUGGUGGGAAGAAGCCACAGGGGAUGUCUGUGAAGGAAUAUGUUGCAAGUGUUGUAAGAGGGUUGGAGGUCACGGAGAUGGAUGGGAAGAUCCAGAAAUAUGUUGCGGAGGGGAUGCCCCGAGCUGCGGUCGAAGCAUGGGUUCAGGCUGUUGGUCCCAUGGCUCAGAUGUUGCACACGGAUUUGUGA
Molecule: messenger RNA, 813 nt
Organism: Penicillium subrubescens
Lineage: Eukaryota; Fungi; Ascomycota; Eurotiomycetes; Eurotiales; Aspergillaceae
Product: putative short chain dehydrogenase
Exons: 2
Coding region: 1-813 (270 amino acids)
Cellular component (GO): membrane
Molecular function (GO): oxidoreductase activity
Source: RefSeq, a predicted model, not a curated record